AUUGUCACACACUCACACACCAUUUUCAGCUCACCAAAUCAAAACUAAGCACGCCAAGUAACAUAACACAUCACCCACAUAUACAUUGCAUAUAUUACCACAGGCACCAAAAAUUGUACCCUUGAAACUAACCAUGCUCAUGCAUCUCAACAUUCCCUAUCAUACCAACACCAUGACCAAACCUAGCAGUACUAGUCUGAACCACACUUCCUCCCAGUCCCACAUGGCUGAAGCCACAGGAAACUUGUUUUCCUUCACCAUCUUCCUCUUUCAACACAUCCAAACCUUGGAGAUCAUCAUUGCAGCCAUGGUGUUCAUAGCAAUUCAUUCUUUGAGUUCAAAGAAGCAUCAUGGCCUACCCAUUUGGCCUUUCCUUGGAAUGCUACCUUCCUUGCUCACAGGACUAAGAACCAACAUGUAUGAGUUUCUCACAGAUAUUCUGAACCAUCAAAAUAGAACCUUUACAUUCAGAGGGCCUUGGUUCACAGACCUCAACUGCAUCAUUACCUCUGAUCCUCAAAACAUAGAGCAUCUUCUCAAGACAAAUUUCACUUUUUUCCCAAAAGGAAAAUACUUCAGGGACACAGUUUCUGAUCUUCUUGGAGAUGGGAUUUUUAGUGCUGAUGAUGAGACAUGGCAGAGGCAGAGGAAGACAGCAAGCAUUGAAUUCCACUCCUCAAAGUUCAGGAAACUAACAAAUGAGUCACUCUUUGAGCUUGUUCACAAGAGGCUCAUACCUGUGUUGGAAUCAUCUGUUCACAAAUCAAUUGCCAUAGAUCUCCAAGAUAUCUUGUUAAGGCUCACUUUUGAUAAUGUGUGCAUGAUAGCUUUUGGUAUCGAUCCUGGCUGUUCACAGCCACAUUUACCUGAUAUUCCAUUUGCCACAGCCUUUGAGGAUGCAACUGAAGCAACUGUGUUGAGAUUUGUAACCCCUGCAUGCCUUUGGAAGGCCAUGAGGUUUCUCAACUUGGGAAUGGAGAGAAAGCUAAAGAAAUCAAUACAGAAAGUUAAUGAGUUUGCUGAGAAUGUUAUCAGGACAAGAAAGAUGGAACUCUCUCUUUGCAAUUACAAUGAGCAAAAAUCAGAUUUGUUAACUGUGUUCAUGAGGCUCAAGGAUGAGAGUGGAAAACCAUAUUCAGACAAGUUCUUGAGGGAUAUAUGUGUGAAUUUCAUAUUAGCAGGAAGGGACACUUCUUCUGUUGCUUUGAGCUGGUUUUUCUGGUUGGUUGAUCAGAAUCCUGAAGUGGAGGAAAGAAUACUAGAAGAGAUUUACAGGGUGGUGAGCCAGAGGGAGGGAAUCAAGAAGGAAGAGUUGGGAAAUUCUUUGACAUUUAGACCAGAGGAGAUUAAAAAGAUGGAAUAUUUGCAUGCUGCUCUUUCAGAAGCUUUAAGAUUAUAUCCUUCUGUGCCUAUGGAUCACAAGGAGGUGGUGGAAGAUGACAUUUUCCCAGAUGGGACAGUCCUAAAGAAGGGAACAAAAGUGAUCUAUGCAAUUUAUGCAAUGGGAAGAAUGGAGAGCAUAUGGGGAAAGGACUGCAAGGAGUUCAUGCCAGAAAGAUGGUUAAGAGACGGGCGUUUCAUGAGUGAGUCUGCCUACAAAUUCGCUGCUUUCAAUGGCGGACCUCGCUUGUGCUUAGGCAAAGAUUUUGCAUACUACCAGAUGAAAUAUGCUGCAGCCAGCAUCAUCUUCCGCUACCGCGUGAAGGUGGUGGAGAACCACCCUGUGGUGCCAAAGCUUGCUUUGACUCUCUACAUGAAGCAUGGGUUGAGAGUUAACCUUCACAGGCGUCAUGAAGCAGAUCUUCAAAAAUACUUCAAGUUUAGUUAAAACUUAAAAAUGGAUUGAUUUGUAAUGGAAAUAGUGCUUUAAAAUGAAUUAUUAUUGUUUAUUAAUAGGUUAGUUAUGUUCAUUGCUUCAGAUGUUUGAAAGUAGAAAACAGUAUACGAUCAAGAUUGUGCUUAGUUCUAUGAAGUUUAAGCUGAAUAAUAAUAAUAAUAAUAAUAAUAAUAAUAAUUGAUAAUAAUGGAGUCUAUGUUGAUUGUGUAGUCACUGUAGUGGAUCUUUCAUAAUGGGAUUUGGUCUGAUAUGGGCGAACCAGGUUAACGUGUAAUUAGGCUAACCAAUAUUCUGUACUUAAUGGGCCGGGUCACCCAUGGUCUAUUCGGACUAAAACCCAAGCUAUAAAUAAAAAGGCACCACCCAAGCGG
Molecule: messenger RNA, 2208 nt
Organism: Lotus japonicus
Lineage: Eukaryota; Viridiplantae; Streptophyta; Magnoliopsida; Fabales; Fabaceae
Product: cytochrome P450 86B1-like
Exons: 2
Coding region: 134-1828 (564 amino acids)
Molecular function (GO): monooxygenase activity; iron ion binding; oxidoreductase activity, acting on paired donors, with incorporation or reduction of molecular oxygen
Source: RefSeq, a predicted model, not a curated record